Molecule: messenger RNA, 1499 nt
Organism: Lingula anatina
Lineage: Eukaryota; Metazoa; Brachiopoda; Lingulata; Lingulida; Lingulidae
Biological process (GO): L-threonine catabolic process; L-serine catabolic process
Molecular function (GO): L-serine ammonia-lyase activity; threonine deaminase activity
Source: RefSeq, a predicted model, not a curated record
AAUAGUUGGAGGGGUGUAACAUGCAGAGCACAGUCAACAGCGCCAUCAGGAUCACUAAGGGAAAAUAACUAUUAGAUUAAAUAGAGAGGCAAUAAACCAUGUCGCUUGCAGUUCCAUUGAAAGAUAUCCAAAGUGCACAAACGACAUUAAAGGGGACAGCUUUAAGAACGCCGCUUGUCCCAUUGAAUUACUCUGCUGCAGAAGGUAUCAAGAUUUACCUAAAACUUGAAAACCUACAACCUAUUGGUUCAUUCAAAUUAAGAGGGGCUUACAACGCUAUCAACUGUAUUCCACAUGAAAAACUAUCUAAUGGUGUUUACACAGCCAGUGCUGGGAACUUUGCCCAGGGUUUAUCAUGGGGAGCCAAGCAGAUGAAGAUACCAUGUAAUACUAUUGUUCCAGACCAUGCACCACAGACCAAAUUAGAUGCCAUUGAGAGACUAGGUGGAAAAUAUUGCAAGGUGCCUUUUAAUACAUGGUGGACAGUCAUUCAGGAGCAUCACUACGAUGGAGUUGCCGGGACCUUCAUUCAUCCAGUUUGUGAAAAGACUGUCAUGGCAGGUAAUGGUACUAUUGGACUUGAGAUUUUAGAAGACCUUCCAGAAGUUGAUGCUGUAAUAAUGCCAUUUGGUGGUGGUGGACUAAGCUGUGGCAUUGCCUCAGCUUUUCAUGCUCUCAAACCUAGUGCCAGAAUGUACGCUUGUGAAGUAGAAACUGCUGCACCGCUGGCUGAGUCAUUCAAGAUACAAAAACCUACUUCCUGUGAUUACAAGGCAAGUUUUGUGGAUGGCAUGGGAGGGAAGUCCGUACUUGAUGAGAUGUGGCCAAUGGUAAAGGAACUUCUCAUAGAUUCUUUGGUAGUCAGUUUACAGGAGGUGGCAGAUGCAGUGAAGUUAUUGGUGGAGAGAAAUCGUGUUGUGGCAGAAGGUGCUGGUGCGGCCCCCGUGUCAGCAGCACUGGCUGGGAAAGCAGGCACUGGGAACAUUGUAUGUGUUAUAUCUGGAGGAAACAUUGACACGGAUAAACUGAUACCAAUUCUUCAAGGAAAGGUACCUGUCAAAUAGUAUCCUAAUUACUACAGUUAUACCCCCUUUACACUGGACGGCGUCCUUUCUGCGACCAUGAAAUUUGGCAUCACUGUGGUCUUAAUUAGAAGGCAGGAGCAUUGGUUUUGCAUGAAAAUGAAUGCUCAAUGAUCGGCCAGUUGUCGGCACGUAAAGUAUUAUAAUUUUUUAACUCUCAAAUGGGGUCGUACUGCUGGACGCAGAAAGGACGCCGUCCAGUGUAAAGGGGGCUUUACUGGUUUCAUAUACUAUGUAAGCAGCAAACAAGACAGAAACAAUUUUCAGAAAUAUAUUUCUAUUUGUCAACAAUGUCUUUUUAAAUCUUCACAUGAUUGAAAUAUUUAUUUUGACAUAGUGUUGAUAGUGUGCCUCUUGUCACUUGAAAUAUGUGACACUAUCCCCUUUUGGGCAUAUAUUAAUACAUGAUUUAAUAAA